Tarenaya hassleriana is the source of this 2128-nucleotide messenger RNA. RefSeq names its product importin subunit alpha-2. The transcript is spliced from 11 exons. Gene Ontology annotation, molecular function: nuclear import signal receptor activity; protein binding. The coding region runs from base 158 to 1762 and encodes 534 amino acids. Gene Ontology annotation, biological process: NLS-bearing protein import into nucleus. Gene Ontology annotation, cellular component: cytoplasm; nucleus. The record is from RefSeq and is a predicted model, not a curated record. Lineage: Eukaryota; Viridiplantae; Streptophyta; Magnoliopsida; Brassicales; Cleomaceae.
UCUUUUCUCUCUCCCCUUGGUAUUAUUAUUCCCCUCCCCAUUUAGGGUUUAUCUCCUAUUAGCCAUCUCUGUUCAUAUAGCCACUACUUAUUUUGUUUACAGUCACCAAAAAAUCCUCCCAAUUCCAUCUGCUAAUCAGUGACAAGGGCAAGCAGCCAUGUCGCUGAGACCCAACGCUAGGACGGAUGUUCGCCGCAACCGCUACAAGGUCUCGGUGGACGCCGAGGAGGGACGACGGCGAAGGGAGGACAACAUGGUUGAGAUCCGGAAGAGCAAGCGCGAAGAGAGCUUGCAGAAGAAGCGGCGCGAGGUUCUUCCGGCCUCUCAGCAGCCGCAGUUCCCUCCCUCUGCCGCUCCUGCUCUUUCCGCCGUCGAGAAGAAGUUGGAGAGCUUGCCCUCCAUGGUAUCUGGGAUUUGGUCGGACGACAGGAAUUUGCAGCUUGAAGCAACUACUCAGUUCCGGAAGCUGCUGUCUAUAGAGCGAAGUCCCCCAAUCGAGGAAGUGAUACAAGCUGGCGUUGUGCCCCGGUUUGUGGAGUUUCUCAGGAGGGAAGAUUAUCCGCAGCUCCAGUUUGAGGCUGCUUGGGCAUUGACGAAUAUUGCAUCCGGAACUUCGGAGAAUACAAAGGUGGUGAUUGAUCAUGGUGCUGUUCCUAUUUUUGUUAGGCUGCUUGCUUCCCCAAGCGAUGACGUGCGAGAACAGGCGGUAUGGGCUUUAGGGAAUGUUGCUGGUGAUUCUCCACGGUGUCGUGAUCUUGUCCUGAGUCAUGGAGCGUUGAUGCCAUUGCUGGCACAGCUGAAUGAGCAUGCUAAGCUCUCGAUGUUGAGAAAUGCUACUUGGACACUCUCAAAUUUCUGCAGGGGCAAACCACAACCUCCUUUUGACCAGGUUAGACCAGCACUUCCAGCCCUCGAACGUCUUGUUCAUUCGACUGAUGAGGAAGUCUUGACGGAUGCUUGUUGGGCACUCUCUUACCUCUCCGAUGGCACGAAUGACAAAAUACAAGCUGUCAUUGAGGCAGGUGUUGUUCCUCGACUUGUGGAGCUUCUACUGCACCCAUCACCGUCUGUGCUCAUACCUGCCCUUCGUACUGUUGGGAAUAUUGUCACAGGAGAUGAUGUACAGACACAGUGUGUGAUUAGUCAUGGUGCACUGCCUUGCCUUCUGAGCCUGCUGACGCAUAAUCAUAAAAAGAGCAUAAAAAAGGAAGCUUGCUGGACAAUCUCAAAUAUCACCGCUGGAAACAGGGAGCAAAUUCAGGCUGUGAUUGAAGCUGGUUUGAUUGGCCCCCUAGUCAACCUGCUUCAAACUGCUGAGUUUGAUAUAAAGAAAGAAGCUUCCUGGGCAGUUUCAAAUGCUACUUCAGGCGGUUCGCACGAGCAAAUUAAGUACCUGGUUGAACAAGGAUGCAUAAAACCAUUGUGUGACCUUUUGGUGUGCCCCGAUCCAAGGAUUAUCACUGUCUGUCUAGAAGGAUUGGAGAACAUUCUGAAAGUUGGGGAAGCAGAAAAGACGAUGGGUAACUCUGGGGAUGUAAACUAUUAUGCACAAUUGAUCGAUGAUGCCGAGGGGUUAGAAAAGAUUGAGAAUUUGCAGAGUCACGAUAACAAUGAAAUCUACGAGAAGGCAGUGAAGAUUCUUGAGACAUACUGGUUGGAAGAGGAAGAUGAGACAGUACCACCUGGUGAGGGUUCAGGACAAGGUUUUCAGUUUGGCGGUAAUGAAGUGCCCUUGCCAUCAGGUGGAUUCAACUUCAAGUGAAUGGGGAUUUGUGUGGUGAUUACAAGGAGGAUGAUGGUGAUGGUGAUGGUGAUGGAUGGAUGGAUGGUUGUGUAAGAUGCGUCUUUGAUUAUUAUAUUUAUAUAUGAUAAUCUUCAAAGUCAGGCGGCUCUCUCGUCUCGUGUGCCUCUCAGUUGGGUCGGGUCCGAGUUGACAUUGUGUACGGAUAUGUUGUUUAGCUUGUCAGAGUUGCGAGUGGUUUUCUUCUCUUUUAUUUUUGUCGGUGGACCAUAAAUAUGUGUACAAAGGGAAAUGAUUUCAGUUGUUGGUUGGAAUCAUAUAAAAAGGCACUUCGGGCCCAAUGGGCCUGGAACAUAGAAUUUGAUAUGAAGCCCAGAUUUCUUAGCA